Messenger RNA from Protopolystoma xenopodis, 315 nucleotides. The record is from the annotation of a GenBank genome assembly. Lineage: Eukaryota; Metazoa; Platyhelminthes; Monogenea; Polystomatidea; Polystomatidae.
AUGAUAUCUGAAUCGGUCAGUAGCAUUCGCAGUUCUGCAUCUCGACGCCGCGCAGAUCGACUGAUUCGUGAGGCCGAACGUUUGUCCGUCAUUGCUGCCUACCCUGCGACAGUACCGAACAUUGGCAGACCAACCAGACCGGGAUACUCCCGCAAUCGAGGGGCCACCUUUAGAGACCCUCUGUCCCAACCAUCACCAAAUAUGUCUAGCUCGCGCUUCUGGCAGGCAAAUCCGAAGCCAACGCAGAGGCAGACAAAAGUGCACCAACUCCCGGCUCGAAUCAAGGUUGCUCCUCAGGCCAACGGGCAAGUGUAA